AAGUAGCAGGCAUUGGGCCCAUCGGGGAACCACGUGAUCCGAUGAUGCCAUCGGUUCCACCGAAGAAGCGGAAGUUCAUUGUGACGGUCAUCACCAAUCCGGGCGACCAAGUCUAUCUCACAGGAGAUACUGAUGAGCUUGGCAACUGGAACCUGGACUAUGCCAUCCAGAUGAAAACGGAGGACGGCUUCUACCCACGAUGGUGGUGUGAGGUCUCCUUGGACUCCUCGCCCCUUCAAAUUAUUCACUACAAGUACGUCCUGGUACAGAACAAUGGCGAGCCAGUGUGGGAACCCCGCCUCAAUCGAAGCUUGGAGUCCAAUGACCGCGAGCUGGAUGAUGGAGAGUUUGGAGAAGACAGCGCAGGCGAUUCACAGAAGCAAGGGAGUUACAUCCCCUUCCACAACUUCGCACGAACAGAGUGGGUGAAGGCGGAGUUCAAGAAGAUGCAGAAGGACAUUUUGGAUCUGAAACAAUGGAAAGAAGGCAAAGCCAAAGAGUUCUUUGAUGCUUCUGAGCGGAAUCAGCUGAAGGACCUGGAGGAGUCGUUGCAAGACUUCAAAUACAACAGCGACCGCCAGCUCAGCGACUUGAACCUUGGCUUGAGGAGGCUCGAGAGUCAACACAAGGACGUGUCCAAGCAGCUGGAGCAGCAACCGUCGGAGGCAAAACUGAGGCAGUUGGAGUCCCAGUUCCAAGCCCUGGAUGAGCACGUGACGGCCAAGGUGAAGGAAAUGGCACAUCUCCAAGAGCAGGCCGCUCCAAGCGACGCCAUGGCGCGGCAGUGUGCGGGUCGCGGUGGGAGCGCCUGUGCGAGCAGCGCCGCGCCGUCCAAGACCAGUGGAGCAGCCUUCCUUGACACACCCAUUUCAAGCCUUUGUGCAUCAGUCACAUCCGACGAGUGGGUGCAAAUACAACCCGCAGAGAGUGGCUAUACAACUACGUCGCGUGAGGCACCCAAGUCGAAGGGUGCACCCACACCCAAUGGUCAUGUACCAACGAUUAAUGGGCCUGCCCCUGUUACGAGCGGCCAUACCAUUUUGCAAAACAGCCAGACUACUAUGCCCAACGGCCAGAUAUCUGCACCCGGCCCUCUGCAAAACAAGACUACUUUGCCCAAUGGCCAGACACCUGUACCCAACUCUUUGCAAACCAAUCCAGCUAUGGCCAAUGGCCACACAGCAUCCCAAACGCCCAUGCCCCGUCAUGCUCCCAAUGGCACCAAGAGCAGCCCACCCAGCACUUGGCCAAACCAGAGCUCCGGGCCCACGAGGGUCACCGAACGCGCCCACGCCAUGCCGAACGCAGCGCCGAAGUUCGCUUUCACUCAGACUCCGAAGCCACGUGUGCCGACCAGAUCGCCUGAUGGCCGGUUCCAGGGAAUGGACCAACCGACACACCCGGAGGAUGCAUUCUCGAAAGGUUUGACCGCGUACUGGGAAAAAGAAUUCUUCAUGGCCAAGAAGAACAAAAAGACUGAGGAGGAGAGGAAAAUAUUGCUGAGGGAAGCACAGCUGAAGCUGCAUCCUGACAAGGGCGGCACCAAUGAUGCGAUGAAAUGGCUGAAAGAUUGGAUGCAGCAGCACAAGCUGUGGUACUUGGCGGAAGUAGGGGAACGACCAAGUGCUCUUGGUCAGCCCAAAGAGGAUGCCAGGUCAAAAAUUUAUGUAGACGGUUAACAAAGUCCCCGCGGACCCGCAGACAUGGAUUGUAAAACCUGUUCAGGUGCGGAGUUGAAAAUGGACAUGAGCCCAGUGUGACCGGUCCGGUCUUUCGGUUGGUUUUCAGCACUGGCUGAAGCCGCUGGCAAAAUGGCAUCCAGAUCCAGGGCACAGAAUCUUGUGGAGCAGCAGAUUGCCUUGGGCAUUUUCCCAGAGUUGCUGCGAUCAGCCAGCCCAGCCGCAGCUGGUGGAGUUUCAGUCUGAUGGACUAGACUUGUUGCAACCAGUCCUGCCCACCAAGUUUUGGAGCGUUCUUUGCUGUCGCAGCAGCUCGCAAGUUUCCAUCCGCGAGUCGCGUUGCACCAGUCACGUGCGCGAUCUGGGGGGUAGCUCAGAAAUCUGCGCGAUCUGCACUUGGAUUCCCCACGGAACCUGAAGAGUCCUUGAGACUCCCUGCAGAUUUUGGAGCUGUUUGAGAGUUCACUGCCGAAAGUGCGCAGGACUUUCUCGUACAGAUUGUGAGGCUCAGAAUCUCCCCAGACAGUUUGCAAAAUAGCGUGCUUGA
Durusdinium trenchii is the source of this 2226-nucleotide messenger RNA. Lineage: Eukaryota; Dinophyceae; Suessiales; Symbiodiniaceae. The record is from the annotation of a GenBank genome assembly.